Orbilia oligospora ATCC 24927 is the source of this 333-nucleotide messenger RNA. RefSeq lists its product as uncharacterized. The coding region runs from base 1 to 333 and encodes 110 amino acids. Lineage: Eukaryota; Fungi; Ascomycota; Orbiliomycetes; Orbiliales; Orbiliaceae. The transcript is spliced from 2 exons. Gene Ontology annotation, cellular component: ubiquitin ligase complex. The record is from RefSeq and is a predicted model, not a curated record.
AUGGGUCUUAUCUACAACGAGUAUCUCAAUUCCACACGGAUAUAUGGCUGCCGGUUCUGCAAGGCCCAUUUGGCAAACCACGAAGAUAUCAUAAGUAGAAACUUCCGUGGCCAACAUGGCAAAGCAUUCCUUUUCUCUAGUGUAGUCAACAAUGUCGAAGGUCAACCUGUCGAACGGAACAUGACGACAGGGCGUCAUAUCGUUAGAGAUAUCAUGUGCCGGAGCUGUGAUGAAAUAGUAGGCUGGAAGUACGACAAAGCCUUCGAGAGCAGCGAGAAAUAUAAGGAAGGAAAAUACAUCUUGGAGGCGGAAUUACUGGUUAAUGUCCGGUGA